AUGUACUUCAACGCCCACACCAUCUUCUUCGCCACACUCUCUCUCGCUACCACCCUCAUCUCUGCCCAUGGCAAAGUCGCCGCCGUCGCAGGUGAUGCAGGCGGAAACGGCACCGCCAUCGGAAUCCAGGGCGGGAUUGUCCCCGGUCCGGGAAAGAACAAAGUCACUGAGGUUGACACCACCGUCUUUGGCAAGACCCAGAUCGCAAGCAACGGCUUGGGCAAGACCCAGGGCCAAGGCCAAAACAAGGCGGCCAUGGUCGCAGCGACCAUGGACCAGAGUGGUGCCACUCUUCCUCAGGUUAGCGACGGCGGAAACAUUACCGGCACUUUCCACGUUGUUACUACGGAUGGUGCGGGCCCAGUCAAGGCUAUGAUUGAUCCUACUGCGACGGGACAGUUUGCGGAUGGUGUGCAGGCGAAUGUCGUCACUGAUGUCCCCGGUAAUAGAGGCAACAUCAAACCCAACGGCAACGUUCCCCGCGGCCUCAGCUACUGGGCUCUCCGCGCUCGCGGCCUCGUCAAGCGCGCGUCAAACGUUAACAUGGACUUCCCGAUCAACAUCGCCGUACCUGCGGGGACCACUUGCUCUGGCACUGUGGCCGGCCAGCAGAACGUGUGCUUCAUGAAGAUUGCGAACUCCAACAACGCUGGCCCUUUCGGUGGUGUCAUCGCCUUCCAGAUGGCGGGCAGCGGCGCAGCUACGGGUAACACCACUGCUGCCGGGAGGACUGCUGGUGCUACUGCUGGUACUGCUGGUACUGCGUCCACGGCGUCCACCAAGGGCACCAAGGUUGCGAAGGGCGCUACUGCUAAGCGCUUCGUCGCAUAA
This is a messenger RNA of Didymosphaeria variabile, 831 nucleotides long. RefSeq lists its product as uncharacterized. Bases 1 to 831 code for a protein of 276 amino acids. The transcript is spliced from 3 exons. The record is from RefSeq and is a predicted model, not a curated record. Lineage: Eukaryota; Fungi; Ascomycota; Dothideomycetes; Pleosporales; Didymosphaeriaceae.